Messenger RNA from Myripristis murdjan (pinecone soldierfish), 2908 nucleotides. RefSeq names its product dolichyl-diphosphooligosaccharide--protein glycosyltransferase subunit STT3B-like. The record is from RefSeq and is a predicted model, not a curated record. Gene Ontology annotation, cellular component: membrane. Gene Ontology annotation, biological process: post-translational protein modification. Gene Ontology annotation, molecular function: dolichyl-diphosphooligosaccharide-protein glycotransferase activity. Bases 336 to 2786 code for a protein of 816 amino acids. NCBI's taxonomy places the organism in Eukaryota, Metazoa, Chordata, Actinopteri, Holocentriformes, Holocentridae. The transcript is spliced from 16 exons.
CCUGUUCUUCGCGCCGCUACCGCCCCUUCAUCCACUUCCAAGGAAGGAAGGAGGAACUGCUCCAGCCGCAUGUGUCACACCAGUAUGCUGCAGAACCUCGCUGCUAUGUGACUCCCUGGGAUAACUUUGUUGGUUUAGCGGUCGGUGGGAAGUAAGGUUAGGAAGUUAGGAUAUCCAACCAGCGUUUGGGGUGCACGGAGGGGCGCGCAGGGAAGGUGGUAAAAGGGGUUUCGGAAGUGGAGCGUGGCAGCAAAAAGGAGGAGGGGGGGCUUUCUUUCCUGUGUGUUACCAGAUAGCUUGCUUUGCUUGUUAGCCACGACGGGACUAACUAGAAUAUGGCGGAGCAUCACAGCACAGUUUCCGACAGCAAACACAAAUCUGCAGCGAACGCCGGAGCGUCGUACUCGGGGAAUGGACGCAGCAGCGCGGUGGCCGCGGCCGGGGAGAGAGGCAGCGGCGCCGGGGCAGCAGGAGGAGGUCUGUCCGGCGGCCUGACGCAGCCGGCCGGGUGGCAGUCCCUGCUGUCUUUCACCAUCCUGUUCCUGGCCUGGCUGGCCGGUUUCAGCUCCAGGCUCUUCGCCGUCAUUCGCUUCGAGAGCAUCAUCCACGAGUUUGACCCUUGGUUCAACUACAGGUCAACCCACCACCUCACCACCAAUGGCUUCUACGAGUUCCUCAACUGGUUUGACGAGAGAGCCUGGUACCCUCUGGGAAGGAUAGUGGGGGGCACGGUGUACCCGGGCCUGAUGGUCACAGCAGGUCUCAUCCACUACGUGCUCAACCUGCUGCACAUCACUGUCCACAUCCGGGACGUGUGUGUGUUCCUGGCACCGGUGUUCAGUGGCCUGACCUCCAUCUCCACUUUCCUGCUGACGCGCGAACUGUGGAACCAGGGGGCAGGGCUGCUGGCGGCCUGCUUCAUUGCCAUCGUUCCCGGCUACAUCUCCCGCUCCGUGGCUGGCUCCUUCGAUAACGAGGGCAUCGCCAUCUUCGCCCUGCAGUUCACCUACUACCUCUGGGUGAAGUCGGUGAAGACGGGCUCGGUCUUCUGGACCAUCGGAUGCUGCCUCUCUUAUUUCUACAUGGUUUCAGCAUGGGGAGGCUACGUCUUCAUCAUCAACCUUAUUCCUCUUCACGUAUUUGUCCUGCUGCUGAUGCAACGCUUCAGCAGAAGAGUAUACAUAGCUUACAGUACCUUCUACAUUGUUGGCCUGGUCCUCUCCAUGCAGAUCCCCUUCGUGGGCUUCCAGCCAAUCAGGACCAGCGAACACAUGGCCGCAGCAGGUGUGUUUGUGCUGCUUCAGGCGUAUGCCUUCCUGCAGUACCUGAAGGACAGGCUGACCAGACAGGAGUUCCAGACUCUCUUCUUCCUGGGAGUCUCUCUGGCUGCUGGAGUGGUUUUUCUCACCGUCAUCUACCUGACGUACACAGGGUACAUUGCUCCGUGGAGUGGGCGCUUCUACUCCCUCUGGGACACUGGCUACGCUAAGAUCCACAUCCCCAUCAUAGCGUCUGUGUCGGAGCAUCAGCCCACCACCUGGGUUUCCUUCUUCUUUGACCUUCACAUUCUUGUCUGCACCUUCCCAGCAGGCCUCUGGUUCUGCAUCAAGAACAUCAAUGACGAACGUGUCUUUGUGGCGUUGUAUGCCAUCAGCGCUGUGUACUUUGCCGGCGUGAUGGUGCGUCUAAUGCUGACUCUGACCCCGGUGGUCUGCAUGCUGUCAGCGGUGGCCUUCUCCAGCGUCUUCGAACAUUACCUGGGCGAUGACAUGAAGAGGGAGAGUCCGCCUGCCGAGGACAGCAGCGACGAGGACGACAGGAAGAACUCUGGCAACCUCUACGACAAGGCUGGGAAGGUGCGUAAACAUGUAUCGGAGCAGGAGAAGGCAGAGGAGGGACUGGGCCCCAACAUCAAGUCCAUAGUCACCAUGCUGAUGUUGAUGCUGCUCAUGAUGUUUGCUGUGCACUGCACCUGGGUCACCAGCAACGCCUACUCCAGCCCAAGUGUGGUGCUGGCAUCAUAUAACCAUGACGGUUCCCGCAACAUCCUGGAUGACUUCAGGGAGGCCUACUAUUGGCUGAGACAGAACACAGACGAGCACGCGAGGGUGAUGUCCUGGUGGGAUUACGGCUAUCAGAUAGCAGGCAUGGCCAACAGAACAACGCUGGUGGACAACAACACGUGGAACAACAGUCACAUAGCGCUGGUGGGCAAAGCCAUGUCAUCUAAUGAGAGUGCCGCCUAUGAGAUCAUGAGGUCACUGGACGUUGACUACGUCCUGAUCAUCUUUGGAGGUGUGAUUGGCUACUCAGGCGAUGACAUCAACAAGUUCCUGUGGAUGGUGCGCAUUGCCGAGGGGGAGCACCCCAAGGACAUCAGGGAAAGUGACUACUUCACCCCCCAGGGAGAGUUCAGAGUGGACAAAGCUGGCUCCCCCACCCUACUCAACUGCCUUAUGUACAAAAUGUCUUACUACCGUUUCGGAGAGAUGCAGUUGGACUUCCGGACGCCACCGGGUUUCGACCGGACACGUAACGCUGAGAUCGGCAACAAGGACAUAAAGCUGAAGCACCUGGAGGAAGCCUUCACUUCAGAGCACUGGCUGGUCAGGAUCUACAAGGUCAAGAAGCUGGAGAACAGAGACCGUGUGGAGCACAAGCUCCGAAACACCAACGCCACCAAGCAGAAGUACACCUCCAAAAAGACUGCCAAGAGGAAGCGUGGAUACAUCAAGAAUAAGCUUACCCUCAAGAAAGGCAAGAAACUGACCAAGAAAUCUUUAUAGGAAGUCCUACAUCAAAAGGGGCACAUUGGGGACGAGAGAGAGAAAAAUCGUACGUAAAAUUAAAAAAAAAAAAAAAAAAAAAAACUUUCAACAACAACAAACAGCAAAGUUAAUCCACCAAU